AUAACCCCAGAGAAACUAAAGCUUCAGCAGUUGGCCAAAGCUAAAGCUUGGGAGGAUGAGCAGAAGCGAAAACUACGGGUUGCUCCAGCAAUAGCUGUUGGAUGUUUCUUUGAGAAUUCACCCAGUCAGACAAUGACCGGGGAUGUCAGGCUACUUUAUGAAUAUAAGGCUGUUAUGCUUGUUGCUGUACCUGUUCAAACAAGUUUGUUUGGCUGCCCUGAGCCAGACAAGUCCGAGGAAGUGGAUUCAGAAGGAGUGGCUACAACCUCAAGUCAGAAAGGAUUUCAGAAGAAAUCAGUACCAGAUGAAGCAAUGCCAGAUUUGAUUCGCCUGGUUCAUGGAAACAUUAGUGGAAUAAAAAGAUUAAUUCGAGAGUUUCGGGUGUACUGGCUGAGAAAAACCAACCCACCAACAAGCCUACAUGAUGAAUCUUUAUGUGAAAAAGAUAAGGCCGAUGACAGUUUUUCUGAAAAGAAUGGCGAUGUUUCCAUUUUGAAUGAAUCAUUGGCUGAUUGCAGUAAUAUUGCAGAAGCAGAUGAGCUUUUGGGUGAUAAUGGGAGCAAUAAUUGUGAGGAACAAAAGAAAAGAGAGGAAGGGUAUGGUUGCAGUAUAUCAAAAAGACAAUUAGAGCUGAAGAUAACUUCAAUGGCAUGUCGUGAGAAACGUCCAGGGUUUAAUAAAAUAUGUUGGUAUGUCCAUGAAAAAAUCCUGACACAAUUUAAUAUGAGCGAUAUAAAGUUGCCAAAUUCUUGGGUGCAUAUCUUACCCAUGCCGGCACGAGUGCAAGUUUUAAAUAAAACUGCAGAAUCACCAGGAAAUAUUUCUGAGUCAAAUACUCCCAAAGCAAAUAAAAGUGCAAAAUUAGCCAAAAAUAAAGCGUCCAAAUCCAGUGGCAACAUUGAAGUAGCAGCUGAGGUUAAAGAUGACAGUGCAUUGGAGGGAAAGGAAACUCUUUUGAAGAAAAUAAAUAAGGACCAGAGAUCUAUCAAAGACUUUGCCUGCUCUAAGGAUGAAAUUGUUAAGAAAUCUGAGAAUCAGACACCUGUGGCUAGUUCUGGUUCACCUGUGAUGCAUUCAGACAAUGUUUCAGAAUCACAGACUCCAAGAAUAGUUAAAAAUACAAAAGGGUCAAUCAUAAAUAUGAUGUCCAAAUCAGGAGACACCAUUGAUUUGACAGCAGAGGUUAAAGACGAUGUAGAAGAAGGAAAGGAAACACCUUUGAAAAGAAUAAACAAGGACCAAAGAUCUAUCAAAGACUUUGCUUGCUCUAAGGAUGAGGUUGUUAAAACAUCUGAGAAUCAGACACCUAUAGCUAAUACCGAAUUACCUGUGAUGACUUCAGGUAGUCUGCAGUUGACUUCAAACAAGAGAAAGAAACCAAAUGCUCAGAAAUCUAUAGUAGAAUUUACAAAUAAAUCAGGAAACAAACAGAGCUUUAGUAAAAAAUGUCAGAGGAAUGUAAAGAAUAAUACAGCAAGUGAACCAGAGUUAAUUUACAUUGAUAUCGAUUGUGAGCAGGUUGCUGCAGAUUCUUGCAGUGACCUCUCAAAGACGGUCAGUUGCUCUGAAAUAACAGCACCUGUAAUCUCUGAAGCCUGCACAUCAUCAAUUGUGGAAGCCAGCCAUGCUGCCUCUGGCGUGGAGAUGCCAGUACAAACUGUGUCAAAUGCUGGCAGUAACGAGGAGUCCAUGGAGGUUAAUGAAGCUGUUGAAAGUACUCAGGAAGAAUCAACUAUAUGUAAAGCCUCACAGUGUUGA
Candidula unifasciata is the source of this 1758-nucleotide messenger RNA. Lineage: Eukaryota; Metazoa; Mollusca; Gastropoda; Stylommatophora; Geomitridae. The record is from the annotation of a GenBank genome assembly.